Molecule: messenger RNA, 1816 nt
Organism: Lutra lutra (Eurasian river otter)
Lineage: Eukaryota; Metazoa; Chordata; Mammalia; Carnivora; Mustelidae
Product: basic proline-rich protein-like
Exons: 2
Coding region: 1-813 (270 amino acids)
Source: RefSeq, a predicted model, not a curated record
AUGGCGGGGGAUGGGGGAUCAAGGAGAUGGCGGCAGCGGCGGCGGCGACAGCGGCCGAGCUGGCGGUGUCGGCCCGGGGCCCGACUCUACGCGAACCCGGAGGGGGAGGGGAAUCGCGUCAGGAAGCGGCUCGCGCCAGGAAGGGGGCGGGGCGGGGCCGAACGCCGAGACGCUAGGUCCGCACGCGCCAGGCGAGGGUCGGCCCCUGGGGCUGCCCCUCCCGGCGGGGGCAGGCCGGGAAGGCGGUGCCAGGCGGGAGGCGGCGGUGGGGAAACCCGCCGGUGGCUUCACUUUCGCUUCCACCCCGGCUCGGAGCAGGCGGGAAGCCGCCCCUCCACCCGGGAAGGAAGGCGACCGCCCAGCCGUCCCCAGCCGGCGGCAGCCCGCACGGGCAGCUCCCUUACCUGCCUCCACGAGGCGGCCGCGGUUCCGCCCUCGGCCGUCUUCUCCGCCUCCGACUCCUUUGCCCCCACCCCACCCCCACCCCCACCCCCGGCCCCAGGCCCCAGCCCUAGCCCCAGUCGGCACAGCCCGCCCAGCCCGCACAGCCGUCCCACUGCGGGCCUCUACCCACCCAGUUCGGCGGCAGCCUGCCCCGCCCCACACCGCCUCCGCCCCGCCCCUCCACUCUGCUUGCGUAAAGGCUCACUUAGGUGUCCCGGAGUCGCGCGGCUGAGAGAUCUGUUUUCCGGGCACGGUUGGUGGAGAAGUGGCCCUGCGCCGUCUCCGGGCUUCUUGUCCGGCCGCUGCAGCCUUCGCCGCGGAGGCCGGGAGGGGAAUGUGGGCCCUUGCCAGAUACAUCCACACAAAUGAUAAACCGGGAAGAUAGGGUCACAACCACAUGAAAGGAGCCAAGGAAUAUCUGGAAUAUCAAUUCGCUUCGGAAAAGAAAAAAAAGAUUUCAAUUCUAUGCUUCAUUUCCACCACAGUCUCAGUGAAUCAUAAACAGAAGCCAUUGAAUCGUUAAUUCAAUUCUGUCAUUCAUUGUCUACAUUGUCCUUAGAACUGUUAGAUGUUAUGCUGGUGUCAUGAACUUCGUUUUCAACUAGUUUACACUCUGGAGUGCCUAACACUAUAAAAGAACAAAAAAUGGUAUUUGCCAAAGUGUUGCUUUUCAUAAACAGUGACUAUAAUGAGGACAGGAAGUGAGAUGAUUGCAUUGGUAUGGGUUUAGAGAAAACCUGAUGAAGGAAAUAGGUCUUAAUGUGCAUCUUAAAAUGAAAAUUCCUAGAAAAAUACAGAAUUGUUUGUCCAAUGAACAGCUAAUUCCCUUUACCAAACUACAACAUUUUGUAUUUUUGUUCCCUUUCCUCCCAAGCAAGAAUAGUGGAAGCAGACCAGGAAAGCUAACUUUAGCUUCACAUUUCCUGGGAGGAGAAAGAGCACUUGACAGGAGGGAUAUCAGAUAGCAGUAGUCUAGGUACUUUCCAAAUUCAUUUAUAAAAAUGGUUCUUGGAUUUCAAACUUCACCUUUUUCACCUUAUGACCAAUCAUAUCUAACUCAUUUUGACCCCUUUAGAAAGUAAAGUGUAUUUUCUGUUGAGUAGCGUGUUUCCCUUUACUCACUGGGAAUCCUUAACCAGAACUUAAUUUUGUGACUUUAAUUUUAUUUGCUUCAUUGUUCCUCUGGCAGCUUUACUCAUGCCCUAAUCCUAACAUGUUUGUGUUACUUCCUUAUACAUUCUAAGAAGUUAUUUUGGGGGUACGUGUAAGCAUAGAGUUGUUAGUAUGUGGAAAUCCAUAAAAAAUGUGGGUAUAACGAAAAUGUUACCCUCUGAGUGUUAAGCUUAGACAAAUAAACUGUAAUGGCCAAAAG